AACGGCCGCAAAGUGGUGCGGGAGAAGAAGAUCCUCAGCGUUCACCUGGAUAAAGGCAUGAAGGACGGGCAGAAAAUCACCUUCCAUGAGGAAGGAGACCAGGUUCCUGGCCUGGAGCCUGGGGACAUCAUCAUCGUCCUGGAUCAGAAGGAACACCCCGUUUUCCGACGCAGCGGCGACGACCUCAUCGUCAAGAGGGAGAUCAGCCUGGCAGACGCCCUGUGCGGCUGCCGACAGGUCAUCCGCACGCUGGACAACAGGACGCUGCUCAUCUCCUCCCAGCCAGGUGACGUGAUCCGACCCGGAGACCUGAAGUGUGUCCCCAACGAGGGGAUGCCCGUCUACAGGAGCCCAUUCCAGAAGGGAAAACUCAUCCUGCAGUUCCAGGUGAAGUUCCCCGAGCCCGGCUGGUUGCCCACCGACCGCCUGCGCCAGCUCCAGGCCUUCUUCCCGCCCCAGGAGGAGGUGAUGGCCACCGAGGACACGGAGGAGGUAGAACUCAGCGACUACACGUCCCACGGCGGGCCGGGCAGGCGGCACUACGCCGGCGAAGCCUACCACGAAGACGACUUCGAGGAUGGCAUGCGCCAACACGUCCAGUGCCAAACCUCGUAG
Tauraco erythrolophus (red-crested turaco) is the source of this 615-nucleotide messenger RNA. The record is from RefSeq and is a predicted model, not a curated record. NCBI's taxonomy places the organism in Eukaryota, Metazoa, Chordata, Aves, Musophagiformes, Musophagidae.